UAAACCAAAUUCACUGAUUAAAAACUUAGUUCCAAAUGAAAAACCACGAACUUAUUAAAAAGUUGCUCGAGUUAUAACGAAAACUAAAAAGUGACACUAGAACAAGUAGUCGUAAUAUAAUUUUAUCUAUCAUCACAUAAGAUAAAAGAAGAUGGACCCCAUUUUACUAAUACUGGCACUAGUAGUUAUUGGGAUUAUAUAUUUCCUAAAAGAAGACCCAACACAAAAAGAAAUAGCCGAAGCGGUUGAACGUUUUCCUGGACCUAAACGCUACCCCAUUGUAGGAACAAAUUUUAGCUUUUUACUCAAACCAAAAGAAGAAAUAUUUCUGUUAAUCGCAGAAAGGGUUAAAAAAUUUGGAUCUCCCCAUAAGGCAUGGAUGGGAAAAUUGCCAAUGAUAAAUUUGAACACUCCAGAAGAUGUAGAGCUUAUAUUAAAUAAUUCUGUUCAAAUCAAAAAAGGAUAUUUGUACAAGUUCAUUCAACCAUGGCUUUUAGAUGGUCUUCUUACCAGCUACGGGGCUUAUUGGCACAAGAAUAGAAAGUUGAUCACUCCCACGUUUCACUUCAGUAUUUUAGAGCAAUUUGUGGAAAUUUUCGACGAAAAAAGUCGCAUACUAGUAUCAAAACUUAUGCCACAAGCUAAUGGACAAGUUUUUAACGUUUAUCCUAAUAUAACCCAUUGCGCCUUAGAUAUUAUAUGUGAAACUGCAAUGGGUGUUGCUGUGAACGCCAUGGAUAAGCCAAACUCUGAAUAUGUUUCUGCAGUUUAUGGAAUAAGCAAAUUGGCAACAGACAGAGCAUUUUUACCAUGGUAUCAUUCCGAUUUUAUUUUCUACCGAACUGCAAUGGGCAAACAAUUUUUAAAAUACGUAAACAUCCUCCAUGGAUUUACAGAAAAGGUGAUUAAAGAACGAAAAGGAAAAUUGGCCGACACAACAACAGAUCAAGAAAUCCACGAAGAUGAAGAAUUCAUAGGUAAAAAGAAAAGGAAGGCUUUUCUUGACAUGCUUCUGGAAGCGUCGAAAGGCGGUACAAUAAUGAAUGAUUUGGAGAUCCGACAGGAAGUCGAUACAUUCAUGUUCGAAGGUCACGAUACUACAACUGCUGCCAUCUGCUGGACAUUAUUCCUAAUUGGAAAUAACCCAGACAUUCAGGAAAAAGCGUUUAAAGAACAAGAAGAAAUAUUCCACGGAGAAGAUAGACCUGUAACGAUGAAAGACUUGGGAGAGAUGAAAUACCUUGAGAGGGUGAUAAAAGAAACUUUACGCCUUUAUCCGAGUGUACCAUUUAUCAGUAGAUUAUUAACUGAGGAAUUGGUUGUGAGUAAGUGAAGAAAUUUUUCUCCGUACCUACCGGAACUACUUCCGCUAAUAACUUUAAUACG
Molecule: messenger RNA, 1386 nt
Organism: Agrilus planipennis (emerald ash borer)
Lineage: Eukaryota; Metazoa; Arthropoda; Insecta; Coleoptera; Buprestidae
Product: cytochrome P450 4C1
Exons: 10
Coding region: 152-1333 (393 amino acids)
Molecular function (GO): iron ion binding; heme binding; oxidoreductase activity, acting on paired donors, with incorporation or reduction of molecular oxygen
Source: RefSeq, a predicted model, not a curated record